Hylaeus volcanicus is the source of this 1977-nucleotide messenger RNA. RefSeq lists its product as uncharacterized. Gene Ontology annotation, molecular function: cyclin-dependent protein serine/threonine kinase regulator activity. Bases 123 to 1772 code for a protein of 549 amino acids. The transcript has 9 exons. Gene Ontology annotation, biological process: mitotic cell cycle phase transition. Lineage: Eukaryota; Metazoa; Arthropoda; Insecta; Hymenoptera; Colletidae. The record is from RefSeq and is a predicted model, not a curated record.
GGAAAUCGGAACGCACGUCUGCGACGACACGGACGAAAUCGUUUGUACGCAAUGAUCGUUUCCCAGUAGUCUCGCGAUCCCAGUACCAUUUAGAAAGCGUCGAUUCAACGUCGUAAACGAAGAUGGACGGACGCGUUCAACGCACGAUGCUGUCCAAGUUGUCGGUUAAACCGCGAAACACGCCCACCGCGAAAACAGUGUGUCCGUCAAAAAAGAUUUCAAACGGAAAGGAAAAUACGUUUCACGGUACCAAUUCCACGGCUAAAGACUUAAACAAAACUAAAAUCUUAGAGGUGAAAACAAAGAACGGAUGUCAAGCGGCACGUGGAUGUCCCUCGUCAAGGAGAGCGUUCGCGACAAAGAAAACUCCGUUUCACAUCCAUCGCGACCCGGAUAUCGUGUCCAAGAAGAACGAACGGACGCAUGAAAAAAUUCCCGCGCCGAGUCACAUCUCUCGAGUACGUUCGGUGGAUGACGAAGCAUGGACCUCGAAAAAGCCUUUGCCGUCGAAGAUACCUCGACGCGUCGCGUCGUGUUCUCGGUCGUCGAAAGAGACAAAAUGCAUCGAUUCGAUCAAGGUCGCGACCAAGCAAAAUGGAAAAUUCGUAUCGUUCGAAAGUCAGAUGCGGAGUCUAAGUACAAAAGCUCAGGGAAUUAGAAAUGGGAUCAAUAGAAACGAAUUCAAAACUAGGAUGAACAGAUGUUUGCCCUCGAAUACGCGAUUCGACAACAUGAUGACCCCCACCGAUGGAGCUACUCUGCCAACGUCGUUGAUUCCUCUCAAGGCGAUGGUCCGCCGUGUGAACCUUGUGGCUUCCCCGAGCAGUGUACCCGUGGAAACAGAACAGCUGAUGUCCGAAGCGAUGAAAUCUUUACCCCCCGAGCUGUACUACAACAUGGAGUAUCACAACGAAACGCCGAUCGUAGAACUGGAAAGAGAAGAACGAUCCCCGAAACUGUCGGUGAACUUCUUGAAACGGCACGUCAACCCCGAGCAGAGAAGACUGGUGGUGGCAUUUCUGAUAAAUCUAGGGACGCACUGCCGAUACCCGUCCUACAUUAUCUAUCAGGCGGUGAAGAUAUUCGACGCUGCGAUAGACCGAAUGUCUGUGAAGACAUCGUUCAUUCAAUUGACGGCCCUGGCCAGCUUGUGGAUCGCCCUCAAACAGCACGAGAUCUUUCACAGGUUACCCUCCGCUUCGAAGGUCUUGGCCCUCGCCAAAGAUUUGUACAUCCAUAGAGAAGACUUGCUGAAGUCUUACGAGCGAAUGAUCUUGCUGACUCUGAACUUUGGCAUAGUGUUCGCCGACGCGUACUCGCUUUUGACCUUUUGCUUGAUCAAUUUCAGACGGUACUUUGACGUUUCCGAAGGGAUGACCAAGCAACUCUAUUACUGCGGUGGAUACGCGAUCGAUGUUACACUGUUGGACGAAGAGUUUUGUCGAACGUCGGCUGGAAUAGUCGCCAUCGCGGCAUCCGAACUGGUUCUCGGUUUGCUUCUCGACGACGUCGCCAAAAACCCUCGUCCUCGAUGGCUGUUCUGGAGGGGUAUACUCUACGCUGGGUCUCCCCGUUUUAUUGGCAGGUUUCAAACUGACGAAAUUAGCCGAUGUCGUGUCGCGAUGGCGAAACGCAUCAUUGAUUCCGAUAACAAGCACUGCGUUUUCGAGGUCGUGAAAAAGAAGUAUAGCCGUAGCAAGUACUGUUCCGUAGCGCAGUUUUUUAUAGAACGCGCUAAUCGUAUUUCGCUUAUGGAAAUUUGUCACGAUUAAAUGUGUCUUUUAUUUAUUCGCGAUUUUAAUUGUAGAACAAUCCAUGCGAUAUUUGUUUAUUUAAAUAUUCGUUACUUUCGUUAUAUAUAUUUGUUUAUUUAUUUAUGUAUUUAAACGAAUGUCAAAGAUUUACGUUUAUGCAAAUGCUUAGUUGGACGUACAAAUCCAUUUCUUAAAAGCAAAUACAUUAAAUUUAUCAUAAAGA